AUGGGCUCAAUCCCUGAAAGUGAAAAUGACUGGAUCAAUGCCUCUCGCUUUAAGAUUAUGUCUAUCCCCAACGAGAGGAUCAUGUCCAGGCCAUCAAAGACCGGAGAACCUCGCGUUGUGUGGGAUUACUGUGCCCAUGACUUCCUUGCAGAUUAUGAUGAGCCUCCUACGGACGUGGCCAAUGCCUCGCUGUGGAGGCAGUCAAGGCUAUGCUAUGAGGGUGGACUUUUCCAAGUCAUUUCCAGCCCGGCAGGUGCCAUCUACCAAGUCCGUACAUACGAUGUGUCGAAUAUGACAAUCGUUGAGAUCGGGUCUAGUGGUGAGGUUAUUGUUAUUGACCCCUUGACUUCUGUUGAAACUGCAAAGGCAGCCUUUGAGAUGUACGCAAAUUACAAGAAGGAAUACAACCCAGAUAAGAACAUCAAAGUGAAGGCCCUAAUCUACACUCACUCGCACGCAGAUCAUUUCGGAGGAGCAGAGGCCAUUAUGCCCUACGCGGCCAGCAAGGAUAUACCAAUCUAUGCCCCGGAGGGAUUCCUUGAGCACGCCGUCAGCGAGAAUGUCUACGCCGGCAACGCUAUGACUCGCCGGUCGGUCUAUAUGUACGGCGAAUCCCUGGAUAUCGCUCCUAAUGGCCAUAUUGGAGUCGGACUAGGUCUGGCCGUGUCCCAGGGAACAAGUUCGCUUGUUGCGCCUACCCACUACAUCAAGAACAAUGGCAAGCUAGAGCCCGAGAUUGAGGGCAUGGAGCUCAUCUGCCAAUUGACCCCCGGCACAGAAGCGCCCUCCGAGAUGAAUUUUUACUUCCCGUCUCUGAACGCGCUUUGCAUGGCUGAGAAUGCAACACACACCCUUCACAAUCUCCAGACGUUGCGCGGAGCACCGGUCCGUGAUGCCCGUCUCUGGUCGCGCUAUCUGGAUGAGGCCAUUGCCUUGUUCGGUGAGAAAGCCGAGGUGGUCUUCUCCAGUCAUCACUGGCCAACUUGGGAAACCUAUGACGAGCAGGGGAAUCCCGAGAAGAAAAUUAUCUCACUUCUGUCGAGACAGCGCGAUUGCUACGCAUACCUCCACAACGAAACCCUGCGUCGCCUGAAUAAUGGAAUGACGCCGGUGGAAAUUGCAGAGGUGUUUGAGCUGCCUCCCUCCCUCCGCGAUGUCUGGGACCUUAAGGGAUACUACGGGUCCGUGAGCCACAACGUCAAGGCCAUUUAUGACAAGUACAUGGGGUGGUUCGAUGGUAACCCAGCGAACCUUUGGAAACAUCCCCCGAAGGCUGAAGCGGCGAGAUACGUUCAAUGCAUGGGUGGAUAUGACAAAGUGGUGGAUCUCGCUCAAGGUUACAUUGAUAACGAGAACGACCUGCGUUUUGCAGCUACUCUUCUCAACCAUGCUGUCUUUUCUGACCCGAAUCCUGAAAAGGCGAGAGUGGCCCUGGCCCACGUUUACCGGAAGCUUGGCCACGGCGCAGAAAACGGAACUUGGCGAAAUAUCUAUCUUACCGGUGCGAAGGAGCUGGUGGGUGAUGUUCAGCCUGGCAUCAACCUCAUGGCUCCCGAGGCGUGGUAUGCGUUCAGUUUGGAUGAGCUGGUUGACACCAUGGCCAUCCGAGUUGAGGGGCCAAAGGCUUGGGGCAAAGCCUUUACCAUCAACCUGAUGGUCCAAUAUCCCGCCAAUGACGGAAAGGUGACCGACCCAGAGUUCAAGGGCUAUCACGUCAGGUUGAGCAAUGGUGCUCUGACGGGCCAUGUCAUCAAGUACCAGGGACCUGGGACUUCAUCAGCUCCUGCAGCAGAUUUGACGCUUUACGUGACACAUCAGGAACUCGUGCAGCUUUUCAAUGGUGAGCGUUCCACUAUAGAGGGGCUCAACUAUGCUGGUGACGCGGGGGUUUGGGAUAUCCUGCUAUCACUGCUUACCAUCCCAAAUACGGGAUUCAAUAUUGUCAAGCCCCUUGCCGAUACUGAUGAGCCUAUGGCAGGAUGA
Molecule: messenger RNA, 1983 nt
Organism: Aspergillus alliaceus
Lineage: Eukaryota; Fungi; Ascomycota; Eurotiomycetes; Eurotiales; Aspergillaceae
Product: alkyl/aryl-sulfatase
Exons: 1
Coding region: 1-1983 (660 amino acids)
Biological process (GO): dodecyl sulfate metabolic process
Molecular function (GO): linear primary-alkylsulfatase activity; protein dimerization activity
Source: RefSeq, a predicted model, not a curated record